Messenger RNA from Fusarium redolens, 1131 nucleotides. Its product is annotated as repair protein Rad1/Rec1/Rad17-domain-containing protein. NCBI's taxonomy places the organism in Eukaryota, Fungi, Ascomycota, Sordariomycetes, Hypocreales, Nectriaceae. The record is from RefSeq and is a predicted model, not a curated record. Gene Ontology annotation, biological process: DNA damage checkpoint signaling; DNA repair; protein N-linked glycosylation. The transcript is spliced from 4 exons. Bases 1 to 1131 code for a protein of 376 amino acids. Gene Ontology annotation, cellular component: nucleus; checkpoint clamp complex.
AUGGAUUCUUCGCUGCCUGAGGUCUGGCAAGCUGCUGCUGGCAGUCCCUUCUUCCCCUCUGUGAGCAAAGGAAGCCAGUUCUGGGUCGCCUUUUCCUUGCUGUUCCUUGGAUUCUCCCUGACCGGCGUCUUUGCCCUGAACCGCACAAUCGUCAACGUUCCCGUACUAGGCAUUCCAGCUUCUAUCGCCAUUGCUCGCAAUCUCGAAAUGGCUCCAGACGCUCAGCCAAUCUUCCGCGCGGUUGCGACUUCGACAAGGCCACUGUAUCAACUUCUCAGAUGCAUCAACUUUGCACCCAGAGUUCAUGUUCAAAUUACAGAGGAUGGUGUUCGUUUCGCUGCUGACCAUGCACGGGUGAUGCAAGCCAAUCUGCCUGCUCAGGAUGGUGACAAUCCACCUGAGCUUCCCAAUUUUCAACUUUCUUUAUCUUCUGUUCUCGAAGUACUUCAAAUAUUUGGAGCCGUAGACGUAGCCACACGGGCUCAAAAAGCAGACCAGGAUCCUUAUCGCAGCAAUCUUCGGAACUACCGGCCUGAUGCUUUCAGCAACCAAACUCUUGGUAUUUCUGGCACCUGUACUCUGCAGUAUGGCCAGGAGGGGGAUCCAUUUAAGAUCACCAUCGAGGAGUCUGGCGUUAAAACAACAGCGUCAUUGACAACCUAUCUACCAGAAAUACCUGAUGAUAUUCCAUUCGACCGCAAUGAUCUGGCCUUCAAAAUCAUUAUGCAAUCCCGAACACUACUCGAUUCUCUUGCGGAGAUUUCCCCAACAGCCCCGACGAAAUUAACAAUCACAACCACUAAAAUCUCGCCAUUUCUAUCUCUUGCUGGUGUCGGAGAUCUUGGAAGUUCUGGAGUAGACUUCGCUCGUGGAAGAGACCUUCUCGAAACCUUCAAUAUCCAGGAACGCUGGUCGCAGGCCUACAAGUUUGACUUUAUCAAGAAUUCAACAGAAGCAAUGCGAAUUGCCACUAAGGUUAGUUUACGAGGGGAUGGUCAGGGGGUACUGAGUCUGCAAUUCAUGGUAGAUAUUGAAGGUGGUAAGCGAAGCUUUUUGGACUUUCGGUUCGUUCCAUUCAUCUCGCACGAUGAGGAUGAUGAUGAGGCAGAAGAGGCUGGUGAAGCUGACUAG